This is a messenger RNA of Botrytis porri, 1448 nucleotides long. RefSeq lists its product as uncharacterized. The record is from RefSeq and is a predicted model, not a curated record. The transcript is spliced from 3 exons. Bases 1 to 900 code for a protein of 299 amino acids. Lineage: Eukaryota; Fungi; Ascomycota; Leotiomycetes; Helotiales; Sclerotiniaceae.
AUGCCUUCGCUCAAACAACUCCUCCUGUUGACUUCCUCCCUUCUCGUCUCAGUCCAUGCCCAAGGCGUUCUUCUCUCGGCCCAAGGGACAAAAGGCUCUCCCGCAUCUCUCCCCCUUCAAGUCGUACUUAACGCCAACGACGCCAACAUAAUCAACCCCACCGAAAUUAGCACCAAUGUCGUCAACGAAUGUGGACGCACUCUUCUCAACGGCAACAUCGAUAUUGGUGAAAACACUGAGACCCAAUUAGCCAAUAAAACUGUAACAUCGGUUACGAAAGGAAGUACAGUUAAUGUGGUCAUGCAGCAAGGAGGUACGAAUGGAGCAGGGCCGUAUACAUGUGAUAUGGAUCAGACGAGUAAUGCACUAGGCUCCGGUCAGACGAAGUUGACCGUUAAGGAGACGGACGGAAAGGACGGGAGUAUCAAAUUGGCGGUUACUAUGCCCAGUAAUAUGAGUUGUAUUGGUGCCUCAACAGGAAAUAUCUGUACAAUCCGCUGUUUCAACGCAGCAACAGCUGGUCCAUUCGGUGGUUGCUUUGCAGUAAUGCAGACAGAUGAGACAGCUAGCAAGAACACACCCGGUACGAUUGCCACAGCGCAGACAUUAGAAGGUGUUGAAGCCCAGGUCUUACAAAACAACAAAGAUCUUCCCGCCGCCAUGAAAGCCAAUUCCGAAGCAACACUUAACGAACAGGGAAUCUUUGCCGUCGAAGCACUGCUCAGCUCUUCUUUAACGGCUAUUGCUACGAGUACUAUUGCAUCGGCAGCAACUGCGGCGACAACCACUGCGGCUGCUAAGAAGAAUGGAGGGAAUGGGAAUGGAAAUGGGAAUAAGGAUGGAGGGGGAAAUGGGAAGAAUGCGAAUAGUGCGAGGAGUGAGAGGGUAUUUGUUGCGUGAUGAGUGAUGGGCGAGGAAAUUCGUGAUGGUGAGGUUGAUAAAAGGGAGAUGGAGAUGUAAAUUAUACCCACUUUUUAAUCUAUAGUUUCUGGAACAGAUAGUAACUUAUUUAUAGUUCUGAAUCAAGAGAGGUGCAUCAACACAUUUUCGUCUGGUUUUCUUGUGAAGAUAUUUAAAUUUGUAUCAUAUCUCAUUUUUGCAUGAUAUAUUCAAUAUUUAGGUACCUAGGUAUGUAUUAGCAAGCGAGUACGAUCAGAUCAAUGUCUGCUAUAUAAUCAGAAUAAAUGGCAGAAGAAAAGCAUUUCCAUUCAAACAAUAUAUCUCGCGGACGAAAAUCAGCUAAUCACCUAUCUAUCAUCGCCCGCUCAAUCUCCUAGCUACUUCGGGCUCUGUUAUUUUCGAGUAUCAGAAAAUAGUGUGUUAGAAAUUGGGAUACGUAACUCUUUUUUACUCCAUAGGUCUUGAAGUUUAGUGGUUGUAGGUUAUGGAUGGAUAGCUGUCUGUAUAUCUGUAUCUUGGAGCUGUGAAGAUGUGAAGAUGUGAAGAUG